This is a messenger RNA of Annulohypoxylon maeteangense, 2079 nucleotides long. RefSeq lists its product as uncharacterized. Gene Ontology annotation, molecular function: zinc ion binding; tRNA binding; ATP binding. The transcript has 6 exons. The record is from RefSeq and is a predicted model, not a curated record. Lineage: Eukaryota; Fungi; Ascomycota; Sordariomycetes; Xylariales; Hypoxylaceae. Gene Ontology annotation, biological process: glutamyl-tRNA aminoacylation. The coding region runs from base 71 to 1918 and encodes 615 amino acids.
AAAGUUUCCACUUUUCGAUUUACCAACGUCGAUUUCAGGACACGGCAAUGAAGGAAAUCCGUAACUAUCGAUGGGCAGCCUUUUAAUUAUCCGCGGUCCUCUCCGCCGGUCUUUACCGACUCGGCCGUCUCAUGUCUUAAAGAGAUGCGUAUUCUCAGCCCGCCGCGUACCCUCAGCCCGCCGCCCCGUCGACCUCACGCCCAUGGAAGCAGUUGAAUUUCAGCCUCCCCAUAGGGCGCCAGCUAGGACACGCUUCGCUCCUUCACCAACUGGGUAUUUACAUAUUGGCUCGCUGAGGACGGCACUUUUUAAUUACUUGUACGCGAAGGCUUCUGGUGGUCAAUUCAUAUUAAGGAUAGAGGAUACCGACCAGUCGAGACUCGUGCCAGAUGCCGAGAAGAGGUUGUAUGAGGAUCUAAAAUGGGCCGGCUUAGAUUGGGACGAAGGUCCCGAUAUUGGAGGCCCGUAUAAUCCAUAUAAACAGUCAGAAAAUCUUCCUAUAUAUUCUCAGUAUGCGGAUGAGUUGAUGAACCGUAACCGGGCGUACCGAUGUUUCUGCACCCCUGAAGAGCUAGACCAGAUGAAGUCCAACAGUAUAUACUUGGGUAACCCAAGUACAUACAAUGGCCACUGUUCACACAUCCCGCCGGACAUCUCUGCUCAAAAAGCAGCAGACGGACAUGAGCAUUGUAUACGCUUCAAGCGUGUGCGUUUAGCCAACCACAACAAAGGAGCCAUAGCUGGCGAUAUAGUAUAUGGGGAUGCCAUAAACCGUCCGCCAGACGAUGACUUUAUUAUCAUAAAAAAGGAUGGAUAUCCUACCUACCACUUCGCAAAUGUCAUUGAUGACCAUCGAAUGAACAUCUCACACGUGAUACGAGGAGCAGAAUGGCUCACAUCUACGCCUAGACACAUAGCCCUCUAUCAGGCAUUCGGCUGGGCCAUCCCCAGGUUCGCGCAUGUCGGACUCCUUACGAAUAAGGAGGGACAAAAGCUGAGCAAGCGUCAUCACGACGCAGAUGUUGCCUCUUGGAGAGAUCGGGGAUACCUACCCAUCACACUACUAAACUACGUCCUGUUCCUGGGAUGGAGCACGGGUAAGACUAUGGGUGCUGAGGGGCAAGUCUUAGGCUUAGAUGGUAUGUUAAAAAAGUUUGAUCUCAAUUUCACCAAAGGCAACAUCAUCGUCAACGACAAAUAUGAGUACUUUCAGAGGCAGCACUUGCAGCGCCUCCGCGAUAGGGACCCUAAUAAUUUCUACGAGACGGUAGAACCCUACGUCCUGGCCCGGAUUGAAGACUACGAAAUGCGCCGUACGAAUCCUAGUGAGGGCAACAACAUAUCUGCCGAACUCGGGGACAUGGUACCGCGUGCCCGGGAUGCCUUACCAGACUACGUAAGGGAGAUUCUAGAGGCUGACACCCAACACUACAAGGGUCCCGAACUCUUUGUGCAGCGGAUCAAAUACCUCAUCUGGAACAUCCCCGAGUCCGCAUAUGCCGAGACCUACAAGGAGAGAAUAUCCAACCGUUUAUUGCACUUCGUCGACCCAGAGAUCUUAGCCCUUGAUAGUCCCACCCCUGAGGUCACAUCUGAUAACCGCUUUGAUGUCGUCACCAUCUCGGAGAAGCUACGAGCCUGUCUAUAUGACAUUAAAGAGGAGCAAUGGACCGUAGACGGUAUCCAGGAAGUCCUCAAGCCCAUCCUCAAUUGCGUGUACUCCACCGUAGAGGUCGAGUCUACAGAUGGAGAAAUGACGUCCGAGAUCCAUCCUUGGGGUUGGAAUCUCUUGAGGUGGCUCUUGUUAGGCACGAAGACCGGGCCCGGCGUAAGUGUGUCCAUAGCACUCAUGAGCAGGACGGAGACGCUUGCGCGCAUAGAUAAUGUGAUCAGGAUUGCUAGAAAGCUGGCAUGGUGACGGUUGGGGAUGGGCAUCCGAUAACCGAAUCAGAGGGCUCAAAGACAACCCCUAGGAUAGAUCACUAGGUACGAUCGAUGAGCGAGCUAGUGUAUGGCAGACAAGAACUAUGAAUAAUGCCGGUGAAGAAAAAUGUGUACAUAUGGACGUAUCGGAUGCGA